CACCUGCCUGAAACGAGAGGAUUUUUAAAACUUACAUUACUUCUAAAACACCAGUCUGGCCAAAACAACACCUUUAACCAAACCUCCAACACCACACUUUUUACCUGCUGCUUUAACACUGAACAACAUUGCUAAUGACUGAGUUCACCCGUCUCAGUCACCAUUAUGGGGACAGGAAGGUAAUCGCAAGAACACCUCACAUGUGUUGCUGACAAUGUGGUUUUGUUUGGCUUCUCACAUUACAAAUGGCACCAUUCCCAACAAUUUUGGUAUAAAGGAGAUUAAAAGUGCCAAAUUGUCAGUAGCACAACAUCCUGGGCAAUUGAGUCUGUACACUGUGCUGACAGGAAGUGUAUUUAUCUGUAUAAGAUGGAGUCUGGACACAAUUAUGGCAUUGUGUCUGUGUAGGAAACACUUUCUUACUAAUGCCAUGCAGUUGUUGUUUUUAGCACAUUUAAAUUGUGUUUCCAAUGGAAAUUAAACAUGCUGAGGCAGUCUGUGUCUCCAUGCAUUGGUAUUUGACUCUGUUGGCUGAUCUGUCAGACCAUUACCUCUCCCUCCACAAUUUUUGAAAAGUCAAUUCCAGUCACACUUGACAAAGAUGUACAUCCCUUGCUAAAGUUAAGCAAAGGUGGGUGUCUCUCUGAGAGCUGUCUCUCUGUUAGGACCUUCAUUGGGAAAGUCUUCAAUAUGACACCAGCCCUCACCAGGUAUCAAAACAAUCUGUAUGAAAAUCUAUCACAGAGACCCAGUUCUAGAAAAAACUGUAUCCAGUGAACUGGCUGACCAGAUAAAUCCUUGUUUUCAACUGUAGCAGCUGCUCAUCUUCUCCAGGGACUAACUACAUGUUAAUUUUUCCUCUUCCACUAUUUCAGUGUGCAACUCAUCUGAUUCUUACUACAUUUAAAAAAAAAAAAAAAAAAAAAAAAAGAAAGAAAGGUGCAUUUUUUUUUCCCUGUGAUAAGCUGAACAAUAAAUGGAUGCUUUGUGUUCUUUCUUUCCCAAAGUGAUCUUUGAUCUGAAGGAAGGUACAGAUUUCUCAGCUUGAAGGAAGAACGUGAAAAAUUACAGUUAACAUAAAAACUGCCUUGCAGCCACAGAGCUGAUAACACCAAGAAGUUACUCACAGAGCACUUCAUUGCUUCAGUUGAGGACUUUUGUGCCUGAGUAUACUGCAUUCAUUUUAGGAGCUCCUGAGAAAGGUGGGCUGUGCCUUGAAGGUACAUGCCAUUGCAGAUCCACCCUGGUGGGAGCCUCCAAGCUGCAGCUACCACAGUCAGUGGUUGCAGAACAGGAAAGCAUACAGCCCAUCCUCUAGAAGCUGGCUGGUCAGGUUCCCCAGUUGCCCUCACGAAGGGUGGUCAUAACAGGAGCCUUCAGAUGACUGGCAAGAACAUCCAAAUGGCACCUCUCACACUCUCGAUCCAUGUCAUGCGUGGUGAAGAAGAAGGUAUUGCCAGACUGCUGGCCAAGUGCUUGAUGCCUGAGUGGAGCUCGAACUGCAGUGUUCUCUCAGAAAUGGCCAUGGGGAUCCACUGUUACAAACUCCUUCAGAAUGGCUCUACCCAUGCCAUCAAAUCACUGUUUUGGUCCAACAGUCCAACACUCUUUCUCUUUGAAGUCUAAUAUCUUCUGAGAUCCAGUCUCUGGGCUCUGCUGCCUGUGACUAAAAACUCAUCCUCCUCCUACACGUUUUCCACUACCUGAAACCAAGAUGCCUUUGUUUCUAAAGGAGGCUUAAUCCUCCAGGUUUGUAUAGUCCUCAAAAAGGACCUGCCUGGAGACUUGGGAUUAGCCUCUGGCAACUUUUUGUCAGAAAAAUGUGCUUGCUGGACCUGAGCUUGGCCUUGAGCUGCUCCAGGAGAGAAAGGUAAGAAGUGCAGAGCGUGGCGAUCAGUGUGUGUGUAAAAGCAGAUUCUCAUCAUUUGGCCCCACAUCAGUGGCCAUCUUUGUGCAGCCCCGACCAAACAGGAAAUAUGAUGUGGUGCACUUCAGAGAAUUAUAUUUGUGUAUGGAAAAAGAGAGGUGUGUGGGAACACAUGCAUUUGUAUGCCAUCGCACUGUGGAUUUGCAGUUGUGUCUGUCUUGGCUUGGGAUGUGAAGACAAAGUGUGCUGGGGAAGUUAUCUGCCUGUGGCAAAAGGAUCAUCUAAAACUAAAUAUGCCCUGCAGGACCCCUGAGGCCUUAUCUGUCUGUGAAGGUAAGGGCACGUGAAGCUUUGGAAGAAGGUGGACAUAGUUUUCACAUCCCUGUCUGGUCUAUUGAAUGGACAAGCCAUGCCAAGCAGGUAUUGCAGGGACUGCAGGGCGGUGUUAUCUGUCUGGACCAGCUGCAAGGCUCAGGUCAGAGGGGAUGAUUCUUCCUUCUGUGGAGUGACUGGGGUGCUCAGCUGGGUUGGGAGGCCAUGGGAUGGGUGUUCCUGUGGUGUCACACCAUCUGCAAGCAUGAGGGCUGUGUCUCAAGCUUGCUCACAUUCAGGACUGCCCUUGUUCCACUCCCACUCUGACCCAGGACGGGUCCUCUGAAACUGGGGCACUGGUGGGGAGGCUGGUUUUGUUCUGGUAUUGCUUAGAUCAGUGACUCAAGUAAUUUUUCACAAAGUAGUCCACGAUAUUUCUACUGCCGAUUGACUCCUAUCCCCAGUUUCAAAGUGAUUGGUGCACGUGCACAGACCCUGAGAGCGAUACGAGUGAUGUGUUUGGAUGUCUGAAAGAGGAAACUAUGGAUCUCUUGCCAGUGUCCCAAUAGGACAGGUCCUUCUCUCUCUGUCUCUUUUGCUUCCCAGCAAUAGUUAUAAACUGGUCCCAGUAUAUUCGAGCACAGCAAGCUAACACCUGAUCCCUCCACCCUUGUUUCUGCACCUAUUGCUUUACCAGCAGGAAGUAGGACGUGGUUUGGGGCUUUUUAUUCUCGGCCUCACUAUCCUUUUCGAUACUUCAGGGCCUUGUCUCAGUCUGACAAGGCAAGCAAGCAGCAGCUUCCUGUGAAAAGGUGAGACGAGAAGACGGAGAGACUGUGCAUGUGUGAGAAGAACAGUCCUGCAGCAGAACUUCUGGGCUGGAGGCUUCUCUCCUCUCAUGCCAGCAGCACUGGCUGACGCCUGGACAUGCACUGAGCUAGGAUAUCCCCCUCCAUCCCUCUCCCUUUCCUCCCUACCCGUUCCCUUCACAGUUUGACAUCCAGCACCUGCAUCUAUCCAGCCCCGCAACCGGGUCUCUGGGGACUCCCUGCGUCUGGACCGCUGGGUUUCUGGAGCUGGAAGGUAAAGGGGACGAUGCCAGCUCUCUCCCACACAGGGGUGGCUGAUCUGAAAAGUGUCUUGGAAGGAGUUUCGGUCUGACAAACUAAAUCUCGAUGUUGGGGAGGGCCGAGCACUUAUUUAUCUCUCUGUCUCUCCACAGUCCUCUCAAAUCAUACUCCACAUCUCACAACCACACCGCCUGCUUGCUUUCUCUCUCUUUCUCUCUCCUUUGUCUGUUAAUCAUUGUCGUCAUGUUUUUCUUCCUCUGAACCUAAUCUUUUAUCGCAACGGGAAUCGAUGUUAUGCCUCAUGCCAGCCCUUUAUAUACCCCCUCUUCCCGCUGCCCUGGCAGUCCCAGCAGGCUCCAGCGGGACUAUGUCUUGUUUUGCCCAGCUCUGCCUGGGCUCCAGGCUUGCUGAGAGGUGAGGGUGAUCACUUCUUCUGUGGGUAGAGGCAAAUCUCGAGCUCUGGGUUUCCAGGGGUAUGAGGAGAGUCAGAUGCUUGGAUGAGAAGCCCGUAAGCCCAGCCUGUCUAAUAUGGAACAUGGCUGUACGGGUUUUGUAAGACAAGGAGUCUCCCUGAGUGCCACAAGUAGAUGAGGGGUGCUGCAAAGUUUCCUAAUUACAAAGACCAAAUUUUCUGCUACCCCUAAAAGCGCUGCUCCUUCCAAGGAAGUGCGGGGUCUACAUGGUGAGGAUGGUGCAUGGCUUGUGCAUGACUAUGCAAUAUUUUCUGAUACGGUAAAACCUUGACUUUCCAGAACUUGGUAAACUCCUUCUUCUGCCUGAUUUCCGUCCCUGUCCCAAACAAGCCAUUCAAAAUCUACCUCUUAAGCCACAAGUUCUGCAACUAACUUUUGUCAUUUGCAGCCAGGGACCCCUCUUACUCAGCAAGCACCUAGUUAUUUCAGCCCUUGGGCUUACCAAAAAAAGAAGCUCUUCAAGACGCAAGCUGUGCGCAACCAAGGCAGCACUCUCUACCUGAGUCAGCAAGCAGCCUGAAACAAUACAAGCGGACGGUUGCACAGAGACACACAUUUCCAGAAGGCUUUACUCCUGCAAACAGCCCACCUGUGUUGCACUACGAACAGUUUUAGUGCUGAGCAAAAGCACCCAAGGCAGGAAAACAAUGAGGUGCUGAGGGAAAAGCACAGAAUCUGGAGUGGAAAGGUGUGUCACCAGUACAGAUGAAGCCCUCUUUGCUGCUUCUGUGUCACCUCUGGCUGUUCAGCCUCACACGUCUCUCACGGGCAUCAGACUCGGCACAAGGUGCCUCCAGCCUAACCUGUUGGUAUGACUCACGGGCAGCUCUCUUCUGUGACUGGAACCCGGGAAGGGACCUGGUUGAAGCACCAUGCCAGCUGGAGAUCCUAUCCAAGUUAGCUUUUUGUGACAGGUCAUUUCCCUUACCUGAAAAAUUCAAGGAGCACUGUGAAUUACCCAAGGCAGAACACAUGACAGGACUGAGGAGGUGCAUCAAGACCUUCAGCAAAAACAGUAAUACUCAAUGCUUCACCACUGCAGACCGUCUUGCCAUGUCUGUCCAUUGCCAGAUUGGAGAAAAUAAGUCUAUACCUGUGCAAAUAGAAGAUUUCAGUCCACUUGCAAAUAUAAAGCUGAGGCCUCCAGGAAAUCUUCAGCUGGUUAGAAAAAAUGAAAACACCUACAACUUAACAUGGAGCCUGAAUAUUUCCUCCCACUAUUUGGACGGGGAGCGGGAAUACCAAGUGCGGUACCGAACCACGAGUCAGUCCUGGGAGGAGGCCAGGAACUUCACCAUUGUGCAGGACCAGAUGUGGGUGGUGUUUGAGAGCCUCUCCCCUGACUUGAAAUAUGAGGCAGCUGUCCGUGCAAGGCCAGGUGCCUCAAGUACCUCCAAAGGCGUGUGGAGCGACUGGAGCAAGACGAUACUGUGGAGGACACACGCUGACCAAACAUCCCGGCCGGUCUUGCCAGCUCUUAUAGUGAGCACUUGCAUCUUCGUGAUCAUCGGGACUGCCUUCCUUAUUAAUCUACGGACCCUGAAAUGGUUUAAGAAGAUCCUGAAGAUUCACAUCCCAGACCCUGAGAAGUUCUUUCCCCCACUCGUUUCAGUUCACGGAGGUGACAUUCAGAAAUGGCUUUCGUCUCCAUUCUCCACAUCUUCCUACUGUGUGAACAGCACAACCCCAGAGAUCUCCAUGCUGGAGGUGAUGCAGAAGAAUGACCAGGAAUCCCAGUUCCUACUUUCCAAGGGAACACUGACUCCUGAUCCACCCUUAGAAACCAGUGGGAACUCAGUAUCCAGCUGCUUCACCAACCAAGGCUACUUCUUCUUCCACCUUCCCAACUCCUUUGAGAUCGAGUCCUGUCAGGUCUACUUCACAUAUGAGCCUUUCACCCAGGAGGGCAGCAGCAGUGAGGAUAGCGAGUCUUACCGUGCUCUCCCCUCCCCAGACCUCUGCACACUGGCAGAGGACAUGCCCGUGUUGUCCCACAACUUCCUUCACUGUAUCAAGGCAACCCAAGGCUUCCAAAACAGCUCCUUCAUGGGAGAGACAGAAGGUGAAGCCCAAGGGGCCAUGGUUAUUUCUGGGGCUCUCCAGUCAAGGGAAAGCACCUCACCAACACCAGUUCUGAAACAGGAUGAGAAGGUGAUGGACAAAGCAGCUUUACAACCUGCUGAGGCCCCAUGCCAGCUGGACACUGACUUUCCUGACCCACCAGAUCUUCAUGACAGCAAUACUAUCGAUAUAAUGGAGGGGAGUGGAAAGGCAGGCCCUUCAAAUAACCCCUGUACACCAGCAGCAUGUGCUACCUCCUCUUUCUCUCAGCCUCCACCUCUAAGGCAAACUCAGAAUGAGGAUUUGUGCAGAACAGCCUUCUCCAGCCAGGACCCAAACACUGGUGCCUACCUUUCUCUGAGGGACCUCCAAAGCCAGUACAGCCAUUGCUCUGUCUAGGAUCUGCCUGGAGGAAACCCACAGGUGGGAAAGGCCUUCUCUUCACAGAAGGCUAGAUGGACAGUUUUUCUAUUCAAGAAAUGAAUGUAACUUCAUCAUCAAACCCAUUGGGACUGUUCUUUAAUGAGUCUGGAUAACAAAGUUACUCCAGGGCUGCAAAACCAGUAAAGGGAUAGGAUGGACAAGGUGUAAAUUCACAGAUGGCUACAUAGGUAGAAUUAGUUCUCAAGGUAAAGUGUUAGUGAAAUAGACCACUGGAAAUUAGAGGACUUUUUUUCUGGUGAACUGGGCUAGUGGACAGUGAAGCAACACAUGGAGAAUGAUAAAGGCACAUUAAGGCUGUUCAGUGGCUACACAGCUCAUGGAGAUAUAGAAGCCUGAUUUUUAGGCACACAGGCCAAUAAGGACUCACCUUCACAACUGAACUUGUUUCUCAGCUAUUACUGGAUAUAAUGGCAUAAAAACCCUUUCCCACACUGCUCAAGUGCCAUCCCAAACUUCACCAGCUUGUUUCUUCCUUCCCAGCUCCCAGCAGGAAGCUGUGCCAGUGUAUCCACACUCUGCAUCUUCAUCUAAAUAACACUUAGCUUUGAGGCUGAGCAGGCACGUGGUCCAUUUACCUCAUCUCAGCCUAAAACCCUCUAAUGGGAGGGAGAAAUACCUGAAAAGGUGAAUAUGAAAUUUUAUACAAGGAAAAGUAGCGCAGUGCUGAGGCUGGGUGAAGACAUCUCCUGACCGACCAAAGGUCUGAUUUUUAGUGUGAUGUCCGCACUUCAGGUUUUAAUCAGACAUUACCUCCUGAGCUACUCAGUCCAGUUUUAGACACAAAUAUCUAAGGUCAACUCAGAGUCAGCUGUGUCAGCUGUGUAAGCAGGGCAGUGUAAAAGAAAUCCCCAUUAUUGGGUUAAAAAUACUGGGGAAAUCCCCUCCCCCCUCCUUCUUUACCCCGGGUCUGAUGAUGGCAGUAAAAAGAACACACACAUUUUCCCAUUCUUGCUGCAAUAUUUUUCAUGAAAUCGAAAGCCUCUCUUGCCCUGCUGGCAAAACACGGUUAUUUGACUAUGAUAAGCUGAUUGCAGAAUAGCUCAUCCCACAUCCUGUAUUAGUGGAAAACAUCGCAACCGUGCUGCCCAUUCCUUCCAUUGCUCAAGGGAAACCGUUACCUAAUUAGCAGCAAAGAUGUGGUGAAUGAGCCCAGAAAACUAACACACAAAUCAGCACCUUUGCUGAAAAAAAACCUCAAUCCACUCACAAAGAAUGAGGAUGGCAAAGGCAGAUUUUUUUUUAAUUUUUCCUCUGUAUUUGCUGAUCUUGGUUGAGAAAAAGCAGCACACCACUGAAGAAAAGUAGCAAGGCAAGGGUAGACACGCUGUUCUAAUUAUAUCCAUCCCUGCAUUCAACAUCUCUACUGUCUGUCCACUUUCUUGCCAUAUUCCUGGACUAUUCAGCAGCAGGAAAAUACCAGCCAUGUGCUAAAGAUAUUUAUUCUCAGAAUUUUUAUAUCAAAAAGGUCAAGGAUUUCAAACUUGUCGGUACUUCCGUCACCCCUGUGAUAUCACCCAGAACUAAUUAUUCCCUACCUCUGCUUGUGCAAUUGUGGAGUUUCCCCUUUGUCCUGGUCCCAUACUGUUGCCUGACCUUGCGUUUUGCAGCAUGAUUGUCAUUAUGAGUCCCAGCUAUGAGGUCAGCCACUGGCUUGGAUUUCAUCUCAGAAGAGCUCCUCCAAGGAGUUGAGCCUGCCUGCAGCUGAGAGGCUGGGAGAGACCUCUGCUCUCAUCAUCUUCUUCACUACCUGCAUCAAGAUAUGGACUGCUCUGUUGUCUCUAGGAGACAGCAGGUGAAGAAGACCCCACGUCUUCCCUGAUAAGGAAGUACAAAGCAUGCUCUGCUGUUUGCUGUACUUUGAAAAACUUCCCAGAUGGACUUCAAAAAGAGACAAUUAAUCCCUUGCCCUUGAUGGGCAAUUUUCUAUGUCACCUGGGCCAAGGAUCCUAGCUGUACUGAUAGUUAUCCCGUUCCAAUGUAGACCUUCAUAAGCUUCUCAAUUAUUCUUGCUGCUAAGAUGACCAGAAAAGAAAAACUUUGCCUCUUUGUGAAUAAAAUAAAUAUUAAGGAAUCUA
Messenger RNA from Columba livia (rock pigeon), 8302 nucleotides. It is a transcript of the gene IL2RB, whose product is annotated as interleukin 2 receptor subunit beta. The transcript is spliced from 10 exons. Lineage: Eukaryota; Metazoa; Chordata; Aves; Columbiformes; Columbidae. The record is from RefSeq and is a predicted model, not a curated record. Gene Ontology annotation, cellular component: external side of plasma membrane; membrane. Gene Ontology annotation, biological process: cytokine-mediated signaling pathway. Gene Ontology annotation, molecular function: interleukin-2 binding; cytokine receptor activity. The coding region runs from base 4428 to 6182 and encodes 584 amino acids.